GAAAGCGAAACGAAAAACCCUCCAUCCCUCCCUCCAUAUUGUAAAAUCGAAUAAGCACACAAGGGGGAAAUCGAAACAGACUUAUUUGCUUGCUACUGUUUUGCUACAGUUGAGACAUACAAACUUGAAGAUCGGAGUUGGUGUUCUUAUUGCUCAACUAUAGAAGUACUUAAUUGUAGCCCUGCAAUUGAGUUGUUUAUGCUUCGAAAUGACGACGUAUGCUUGAACAGGAAUACUGGAGGAGCUUAAACCAAUGGUUACUUCUUUUUAGGUUAAAAAAUAACUGUAUACCUUUUACAUCAUUGAUGGCGGCAGAUAAAUGCGAAGAGGAAGAAGAUCUUGGCAGUACAUCAAGUGACUCUUUCAUCAAUGACAGUGACAACGAUGAACCCUCAACAUCUGGUCAAGAUGAUGCGAUGCAUCUCGAGCCACAUCUUACAGAUGAAGACAUUGAAGGGCUAAUUGCUGAGCUUUUGACAGUUGAGAGUAAGGCGGCAGAGGCCCAAGAAGCUCUUGAAGAUGAGUCACUAGCGAAAGUGGAAGUUGAAGUGCGGGAAGAGUUAGCACAAUCUCUUGAGGGUGAAGCUCUUGAGAGUGCCGUUGCUGAGGAAAUGUUAGCUCUCAGAGAUAAAUGGGAAGACGAGCUUGAUGACCUUGAAACAGAGAGUGCUCACUUGUUGGAGCAACUUGAUGGUGCAGGAAUUGAACUCCCAAGCCUUUAUAAGUGGAUAGAGAGCCAGGCCCCAAAUGGAUGCUGUACAGAAGCAUGGAAAAAUAGGACACACUGGGUUGGAUCGCAGGUUACUGGUGAUGCUACUGAGUCAAUUGCAGAUGCUGAGAAGUAUCUGCAAACUCACAGGCCUGUCAGAAGACAUCAUGGUAAACUUUUGGAGGAAGGUGCUAGUGGGUUUCUUGGGAAACGUCUUGUUCCUGAAGAUGACAAAGAAACCAAUCGUGAUGUAGAUUGGUCGUCUUUCAACGAAUUGUGCUCUUCAUCAACAAAUAAUACUUCUUUUGGAAGCAAAAGCUGGGCUUCUGUAUACUUGGCCAGUACACCGCAACAAGCUGCGGAAUUGGGACUCAACUUUCCUGGUGUAGAUGAGGUUGAGGAGAUUGAUGAUAUUGAAGGCAGCUUGAACGACCCAUUUGUUGCUGAUGCUAUAGUGACUGAGAGAGAACUAUAUCUUUCUGAAGAUCAUAAGAAGAAUUUCAGAAAGGUUAAAGAAGAAGAUGAUGUAAAUAUCGACCGUAAGCUUCUAUUCCGUUUGAACCAAAAGAGACAGAGAAAGAAGUUAAAGCAGGAGGGUAUCAGGGAAGCCGAGGAAAAUGACAUCAGUGAUGAUAUUGAAUAUCAAACAUCAAAUACCGAACACAAGUCAUCGAGUGAUCUUGAAUUGCGAAAUCAAAAGAGUAAUGGUCCUUGUGCAGUGCUUUCUGGGUCCAAACGGCCAUCUGACAGUGUUGAACUAUCUGAUAGCAAAAAGCUCAGGGCUAUGAAUACUGACAGUGCUGAUGUCGAACUUGUUGCAGCGGACGGAUGUACUUCUCCGUGCAGCGCGAGUGAAACACUUGAUCCAUCUGAUCAGCAAGGAAACGGGGAUGCCACGGUUGAUACUAAUGACCCGAACGAUGAAUUUCAUUGCACCGCUUGUGACAAGGUUGCUAAUGAAGUGUAUACACAUCCACUCUUGAAAGUAAUUGUUUGCAGAAACUGCAAAUAUCUAUUAGAAGAAAAAUUGAAAGAAACGGAUCCGGAUUGUUCCGAGGGUUUCUGUGGAUGGUGUGGAAAAAGCAAGGAUUUAAUAAGUUGUAGGGCAUGCAAAACCUUGUUCUGUACUUCAUGUAUAAAGAGGAAUCUUGGCGAAGAUUUUUUUUUAAAAGCACAGGAUUCUGGUUGGCAAUGCUGUUGCUGCUCCCCGAGUAUCCUACAGCCGUUGACUUCACAGUUAGAAAAAGCAUUUAUAUCUAGAAGUGAAUCUUCAAGUUCAGAAAGCGAUUCGGAUGACUCUGAUGAUUCAAGUGAGUCAGAUGAAAAUAUCCGUGUUCACAUUAGCAAAAGGAGACGAAAGAAGAAGAUCCGUAGAAUCCUUGAUGAUGCUGAAUUAGGAGAAGAUACUAAAAGAAAAAUUGCAAUCGAAAAGGAACGUCAAGAGCGUCUUAAGUCGCUGGAAGCUGAGCGUCUGAAGUCACUAAAAUCAAUGAAGACGGAUUAUGCAAAUUUUAGGGCAACCGUAUCUGAAGGGGCUACCGUUGACAUGUUAGGUGAUGCACAAACUGGUUAUAUUGUAAAUGUCGUUAGGGAGGAAAAGGAGGAGGCUGUGAGGGUUCCCCCAAGCAUCUCAAUCAAAUUGAAAUCUCAUCAGGUUGCAGGUAUAAGGUUCAUGUGGGAAAAUAUUAUACAAUCAAUCCCGAAAGUGAAGUCUGGGGAUAAGGGACUUGGUUGCAUUCUUGCGCAUACUAUGGGGUUAGGUAAAACAUUGCAGGUUAUAGCAUUUCUGUAUGCUGCUAUGAGAAGUGUGGACAUAGGAUUAAAAGCUGCCAUGAUUGUCACACCUGUGAAUGUUUUGCACAACUGGAGGCAUGAGUUUACAAAAUGGAGACCUACAGAAUUUAAGCCUAUUCGUGUCUACAUGCUUGAAGACGUCCCAAGGGAUAGACGACUUGAGUUGUUAAUGAAGUGGAGAGCUAAAGGCGGUGUUUUCUUGAUUGGUUAUACUAAUUUCCGUAAUUUGUCUCUUGGAAAACAUGUCAAGGACCGUCACAUGGCUAAGGAAUUUUGCAGGACUCUUCAGGAUGGACCUGAUAUACUUGUUUGUGAUGAGGCCCACAUGAUUAAGAACACAAGGGCUGAUACAACUCAGGCCUUAAAGCAAGUGAAAUGCCAGCGACGAAUAGCAUUGACAGGGUCGCCUCUUCAGAAUAACCUCAUGGAGUAUUAUUGUAUGGUUGAUUUUGUGAGAGAAGGAUUUCUCGGCAGCAGUCAAGAGUUCAGAAACCGCUUCCAAAAUCCUAUUGAGAACGGCCAACACACUAAUUCUACAUCAGAUGAUGUGAAAAUCAUGAACCAGAGAUCUCAUAUCCUCUAUGAACAAUUGAAGGGAUUUGUCCAACGAAUGGAUAUGAAUGUCGUGAAGAAGGAUUUACCCCCCAAAACUGUUUUUGUAAUUGCUGUGAAGCUUUCUCCUAUGCAAAGGAGACUAUACAAAAGAUUUCUUGAUGUACAUGGACUCACGAACGAGAAGGCUUCUAAUGAAAAGACCAGGAAGAGUUUUUUCGCCAGUUACCAGGCAUUGGCUCAGAUAUGGAAUCAUCCUGGAAUAUUGCAAUUAAUGAAAGAUAAAGACUUCAGCAAACGUGAGAAUUUUCUUGUGGAAGACAGUUCUAGUGAUGAUAUCUUGGACUAUACCAUGGCCAACAGAGAUAAGUUGAGGAACAGAAAUGACAUAUCAUCUCGAAAGAACGUCAGUGGCUUUUUCAAGGAGAAUUGGUGGGACGAUCUUCUUCAAGAGAACGGUUAUGAGGCUGAAAAUAGUGGUAAAAUGGUUUUGCUGCUUGAAAUUCUAAGCUUGUGUUAUGAUGCUGGUGAUAAGGCACUGGUUUUCAGCCAAAGUUUACCCACACUUGAUCUCAUUGAACGCCACCUUUCCAAACUAACCCGGACAGGGAAAAGCAGGAAAUGUUGGAAAAAGGGAAAAGACUGGUACAGGCUAGAUGGACGAACAGAGGGGUCAGAGAGACAAAAGCUGGUUGAGAAGUUCAAUGAUCCCUCGAAUAAGAGGGUGAAAUGCACUUUAAUAUCAACCAGAGCUGGAUCUCUGGGUAUUAACCUUUAUGCCGCUAACCGUGUGAUUAUUGUUGAUGGCUCUUGGAACCCAACAUACGAUCUUCAGGCUAUCUAUCGUGCUUGGAGAUAUGGACAAACAAAACCUGUGUUUGCAUACCGUCUAAUGGCACAUGGAACGAUGGAGGAAAAGAUUUAUAAGCGUCAGGUUACUAAAGAAAGUCUUUCGGCAAGGGUCGUUGAUAGACAGCAAGUCCAUAGGACAAUAUCUAAAGAAGAGAUGUUGCAUCUCUUUGCCUUCGGCGAUGAAGAAAACCUAAAUAAUUCUUCUAAACUGGACCAAGUGGUUAGCAAUGUAGCAGCUACACAAAGUACCGGUGAAGUCGGAAAUUCUUCAAAACCAAAAAGUCCUCUUCCUCAUGCAACUAUUUCUUCUGACAAGUUCAUGGAAGUAUUACUCAGUAAACAUCAUCCAAGGCCAGUGUCUUCAAGGAAACACCCCUCUCUACCCCCUGAGGUAGAGGUAAGAUGGAUUGCAAAUUAUCAUGAACACGAGAGUCUUCUACAAGAGAACGAAGAUGAAAAGCUAUCAAAAGAAGAACAAGACAUGGCUUGGGAAGUUUACCGUAGAACUCUAGAAUGGGAAGAAGUUCAGAGGAACCCAGUUGAUGGAUUCACAACCAUCCUAAAACCAACCAUGAACGGAAUCUCAGAGGUCAAACCACCGGUUCAACCUCAACUUACAACCAAGAAACCACCUGCAGUCACCAGGGUGUGUUCCAGGAACCGUUUUGUUCUCCGAAAAUGCACAAACUUGGCCCAUAUGCUAACCCUAAGGAGUCAAGGUGUGAAAUCAGGUUGCAGCACCAUUUGUGGUGAAUGUGGGCAGGAAAUUAGCUGGAAUGGGCUCAAUAAGUGAAAAGGGUUGGCACUUUUUGGUUAGACAGAAAGUUAACUGAGAUGGUUUUUUGAUAUAUAGUGUAAAUCAUUGAUAUUAUAUGUUGUGAGUCCCAUAUUCGGGUGUUGCAAUAACCUUUUGCGACCAACGAUGGUUAGACUUGUAGCGUUCAAAAGAGUUGGUCUUGUGAGCUAGUUGCAUAGUUUUUUUUGGAGUAUGCACAUUAUAAUUGAAGAACAACCGGUCUUUUUGCCCGUGACAUUGAUAUUGAAAGUUAAUUAAAUUC
Molecule: messenger RNA, 4965 nt
Organism: Cynara cardunculus var. scolymus (artichoke)
Lineage: Eukaryota; Viridiplantae; Streptophyta; Magnoliopsida; Asterales; Asteraceae
Product: protein CHROMATIN REMODELING 20
Exons: 27
Coding region: 219-4700 (1493 amino acids)
Cellular component (GO): nucleus
Molecular function (GO): ATP hydrolysis activity; ATP binding; ATP-dependent chromatin remodeler activity
Source: RefSeq, a predicted model, not a curated record